Molecule: messenger RNA, 1137 nt
Organism: Salvia hispanica
Lineage: Eukaryota; Viridiplantae; Streptophyta; Magnoliopsida; Lamiales; Lamiaceae
Biological process (GO): DNA-templated transcription termination
Source: RefSeq, a predicted model, not a curated record
AAUUAAUUUUUCCCCUUAUCCAUGCGAUGCAAGAUAUGAUAUUUGCUAGGAUAUUACCUCGCGUUCAGUUCGUUGGACAAGAUAAUAAUGAGAUACAACAUGGGAUAAGCUAAAAUGAGGUUUAUCCAGGUUUAAGUUAGUCAUAGGAGUGGAAGCGAGAUGGAUAAUCAUGAGAUACAAUGUAAUGUUGACGUUGUGGAGAAAAAUGCAACCGAACAAGAGAAGCUUGUUCAAUUUGGCAGAAAUAUCUGAUCGAUCUUUGGUAUUGAGCGUAAGAGCUGAUGAUGGAAAGAAAGGAAGGCAAAAUAAAAAGAACCCUUAUUCGGGAAGGACACCUAAAACAGAUGGGGCAGAUGAUGGUGCUCAAUCUUCAUCUCUGCCGCCUAACAAGGAAGAAAUCCUAGCCCUCUUUAAGCGAAUACAAUCUUCGAUCUCUAAAGGGGAGACAGUAAAUCCCAAGAAGAGAACUCCCAAGCCAGCUGAAGAUAGGCUCUCUCCCUCGCCCUCAACCUCGGCUGAAUCAAUUCUGGAUGUUCUUCAUCAAUCAAGAACACAACGAUCACAACAAAAAGGGAAAUCUGUAGCCAAGAAAGGCGAUAAAUUUCUCGAUACUCAAAAGGAUUCGCUGAAGGAGAAGGAGAGUGCUGCAGCUGCAGCUGCAGAACAUAUAUCAACAAGGCUGCCAUCAAGUUUCACCAGGAGGUCUCCAAUACGCUCUCUGUCAAGCCCUAGAGAACAAGUUCAGUCACCUACUAUCGCAAUUCCAAGGGAUGAAACUGAGCUGACAAAUGAAACAUCACAAAUAGACGAUGACAGCGAGCAUCAAGCCAUAAAGUUGGCAGAAAUGAAACUUCCCGAGCUAAAAGAAAUUGCCAAAUCCAAAGGGAUCAAGGGCUAUUCCAAACUCAAGAAGAGCGAGCUUGUAGAGCUCCUAAGCAAGUCGCUGACCGACGCCUCUCCUUGAAUCUAAGUUGUUCAAUGACCGUUAAUGCUUUAACUUACCUUAAGUUUCCCCCUUUUUCAUUUCCAUAUUCAUUAAUUUGUAGAAGGGUGCUUUAGUUUGUCAAGAAUUCUUCAAUUGCUUCCAUUUUUAUCUAUUCCCAACACAUUUUGAUUAAUUGAUAUGGCCAUUGCUGA